Messenger RNA from Hibiscus syriacus, 1144 nucleotides. RefSeq names its product WAT1-related protein At5g64700-like. The transcript has 7 exons. Gene Ontology annotation, cellular component: plasma membrane. Lineage: Eukaryota; Viridiplantae; Streptophyta; Magnoliopsida; Malvales; Malvaceae. The record is from RefSeq and is a predicted model, not a curated record. Gene Ontology annotation, molecular function: transmembrane transporter activity. The coding region runs from base 17 to 1129 and encodes 370 amino acids.
GAUCUUCCAUUGUUGCAUGCACUUGAAGUUCCAAAACUUUCUUCAACAAGAAAAGAAAAUGGAGAAAAAGAAGCCCUAUCUUGCAGUAAUUCUCGUACAAUGCAUUUACGCAGGCAUGUUCUUGGUGUCCAAGGCUGCAUUCGAUGGCGGUAUGAACAAUUUCAUCUUCGUUUUCUACAGGCAAGCUGCUGCUACCGUUUUACUGAUCCCUCUCGCCUUGUUAUUCGAGUGGAGAACUGCGCCACCUCUAUCAUUAGGGACUUUCUGCAAGAUUUUUAUGCUAUCAUUAAUCGGGAUAACUUUGAGCUUGGAUAUCAAUGGAGUCGCCCUGGUUUAUACAUCUGCAACUUUAGCUGCGGCAACAACGAAUUGCCUGCCCGUUAUCACUUUUUUCAUUGCUGUGUUACUAAGAAUGGAGGCAUUGAGACUGAAAACGAUUGCUGGGCUUGCAAAGCUUGUAGGUAUACUAAUAUGUUUGGCUGGUGCAUUGACCCUUGCCUUCUACAAGGGUCCCCAUUUCAAACUCUUUUGCCUCCAUCACCUGUUCGGUCACCACCAUAGCCCGACACUUCCAAGCCCAACAUCCUCCGUUGGCGAGGCAUGGAUAAAGGGCUGUCUCCUCAUGUUGCUUUCCAACACUUGUUGGGGCUUAUGGCUCGUUCUACAGGGUCUGGUUUUGAAGAACUACCAUUCGAAACUUCUCUUCACAGCUCUUCAAUGCCUUUUGAGCACAUUCCAAUCAUUUGCUAUUGCUAUUGGCUUGGAACGAGACCCUUACCAAUGGAGACUGGGGUGGAAUCUUAGACUCCUUGCAGUAGCCUAUUGUGGGAUAGUGGUGACAGGCGUGACAUAUUACCUACAAGCAUGGGUUAUUGAGGCGAAGGGGCCAGUGUUCUUGGCCAUGUCCACACCAUUGAAUCUCAUAUUCACAAUCUUCUGUUCUGCAGUUCUCUUAUGUCAGUUCAUAACUGCAGGAAGUCUUUUAGGUGGGGUUUUACUCAUCGCAGGGCUAUAUAGUGUGUUGUGGGGGAAAACAAAAGAGCAAAGAAUGAUGGAUGAUGAAAAUUGUUUACCAGCACAUCAUGUGGACAAAGGCUGCACAGAGUUGAAAGUGGUGGGCGCCUCAUGAAUUGCAUCACAUUGU